AUGCUACCAGGAAAAGUGGAAAUCAAUCCAAGGAGAGCAGCUGUAGCAGCUAUCACUCUUAGGAAUGGAAAAGGGUAUGAGCCGCCAGCAUACCCAGAUCAAGAGGAAGCAAUGCCGCCAAUCAAGAAGAAACCAAUGGAGUAUGUCAUUAUUGGAGAUGGGACUGAACCACCUAAGGAAGUCCAUGUCAGAAUAGAACCAGGAACUCAGGAGGAAGUGGAGAAGCCACCUGAAGAACCAAGAGUGUAUGAGCCAAAGAUCCCAUACAGAAAUGUUCUUUCUCAACCCAAGAAGGAGAAGGAGCAAGCAAAGCUCAAGGAUCUUGUUAGCCAACUUUCAGUAAGGUUACCUUUCAUUGAUGCCUGCCAGAUAAUUCCAUCUCUCAGGAAAUAUAUGAAGGCCAUACUCACAAGCAAUGUGAGUCUUGAAGAAGGAGCAAUGAUGAUUACAAAGGAGUGUAGUGCCAUACUUCAGAAUCGCAUGCCAGAGAAGCUGAACGACCCAGGGAGUUUUGUUUUGUCUUGCAAGAUCGGUUCUACACACUUCCAUAGAGCACUUUGUGAUUUGGGUUCUAGUAUCAGAUCUGUUCGCCGCCCUGUUGGUGUUAUUAUGGAUGUUCCAAUCAUGGUUGGAGAUUGCUACAUCCCUGCUGAUUUUGUAGUUCUUGAGCUGGAACACCAACCUAAAGACCCUCUUAUCUUGGGAAGGCCAUUCCUAGCUACUGCAGGAGCUAUAAUAGAUGUCAAGAAUGGAAAGAUUGACUUGCAUCUUGGAGAUAUAGUGAUGAAUUUCGAGGUGAACAAGUCCAUGGAGAAACCAACUGUAGAUGGUCAAGCUUUUUGGAUUGGAGAGCUCGCAGAGACAAGAGAAGAAGUGCUGGAUGAACUCCUUCUUAUUGACCCUUGGAGCUAG
Microthlaspi erraticum is the source of this 912-nucleotide messenger RNA. Lineage: Eukaryota; Viridiplantae; Streptophyta; Magnoliopsida; Brassicales; Brassicaceae. The record is from the annotation of a GenBank genome assembly.